Messenger RNA from Amphibalanus amphitrite, 987 nucleotides. RefSeq lists its product as uncharacterized. Lineage: Eukaryota; Metazoa; Arthropoda; Thecostraca; Balanomorpha; Balanidae. The transcript is spliced from 3 exons. The coding region runs from base 1 to 987 and encodes 328 amino acids. The record is from RefSeq and is a predicted model, not a curated record.
AUGGGGUUGUAUAAGCCGCGGACGGACACAAUCGACCAGUUCGUGUCGGCCGAGAUCCCCGACCCGGUGGCGGAGCCAGAGCUACACGCCACCGUGACCACCAAGAUGGUGCACGGCCCGUGCGGCGCCCACCGGCCGGCAGCCUCUUGCAUGACGGACGGCGUGUGCAGCAAACGGUACCCCAAGUCGUUCGCCGCUGUCACCGCGGUGACCGACAAUGGGUACCCCCAGUACCGCCGCCGGAGCCCAGCGGACGGUGGACGCACCGUCGUGCUCGACAGGCAGGGCCGCCAGGUUGUCAUUGACAACCGUUGGGUCGUCCCCUAUAACCCCCUCCUCAGCCGCGCCCUGGACUGCCACGUGAAUGUCGAAAUAAUAACUCACGCCUUCACGUGCAUAAAAUAUGUGAUAAAAUAUGUCACUAAGGGCGCCGAUCAGGUGAUGUUCAGGGUUGCGGAUGGGGAGGAAGUGGUGGACGAGAUCGCCACCUACCAGCAAAGUCGCUACCUCAGCACCAUGGAGGCGGCCUGGCGUCUGCUGGCCUACCCGGUCCACGACCACGCGCCGACGGUGGAGCGGCUGCCGGUGCAUCUGGGCGGCGAGGACCAGCCGCUGCGCUUCGCCGCCGGCGACAGGCUGGACGAGGUGGUGCAGCGCGGGGCGGACACCAAGCUAACCAGCUUCUUCAAGCUAUAUGCUGAAGAUGAUUUCGCAGCCACUCUGUUCUACCACCAGGUGCCCCGCUACUUCACCUGGCAGCAGCCGACGCGCAGCUGGCGGCGGCAGCGCACCUCGCCCAGAGACUUAAAGUCGUACUUCAUCAAGACGGCAGCGCUCUGGAUGGCUCAGGAGACGCCCGGUGGCUUGUGGAUCACGCACGGCAUGCACCGGCUCCUGGACUGGCUGGAGCAGCGCCUCGAUGACGGAGUGCUGCCCUGCUACUUCUACCCGGCCAUCAACGUGGCGGCGGAGCUGACCGCGGAGUAA